Molecule: messenger RNA, 1946 nt
Organism: Apodemus sylvaticus (European woodmouse)
Lineage: Eukaryota; Metazoa; Chordata; Mammalia; Rodentia; Muridae
Gene: Stxbp2
Product: syntaxin binding protein 2
Exons: 19
Coding region: 59-1879 (606 amino acids)
Biological process (GO): neurotransmitter secretion; vesicle-mediated transport; intracellular protein transport
Cellular component (GO): plasma membrane; secretory granule
Molecular function (GO): syntaxin-3 binding
Source: RefSeq, a predicted model, not a curated record
CAGGGCCACGCCCCCACCUUGGGACCGACCCGGAAGCGGCGCUACUCCUUGGGGGAAGAUGGCGCCCUUGGGGCUGAAGGCUGUGGUAGGGGAAAAAAUUCUAAGCGGAGUCAUCCGGAGCGUUAAGAAGGAUGGCGAAUGGAAGGUUCUCAUCAUGGACCACCCAAGCAUGCGCAUCUUGUCAUCCUGUUGUAAAAUGUCAGACAUCUUGGCGGAGGGCAUCACCAUUGUGGAAGACAUAAACAAACGGAGAGAACCCAUUCCUAGCUUGGAGGCGAUUUAUUUGUUGAGUCCCACGGAGAAGAAGAUAGAGCUGAGUCCAGCAGUGAUCUCUACUCCACAGUCAGUUCAGGCCCUGAUUGCAGACUUCCAGGGGACACCAACCUUCACCUACAAAGCAGCCCAUAUCUUCUUCACUGACACAUGCCCUGAGCCCUUGUUCAGUGAACUGGGCCGCUCUCGCCUGGCGAAGGUGGUGAAGACAUUGAAAGAGAUCCACCUUGCCUUCCUCCCCUACGAGGCUCAGGUGUUCUCUCUGGACGCCCCGCACAGCACCUACAACCUUUACUGCCCAUUCCGAGCAGGAGAGCGGGCACGGCAGCUUGAGGCAUUGGCCCAGCAGAUAGCCACACUGUGUGCCACUCUUCAGGAAUACCCAGCCAUUCGCUACCGCAAGGGUCCAGAAGACACAGCCCAGCUGGCCCAUGCUGUCCUGGCCAAGUUGAAUGCCUUCAAGGCAGACACGCCCAGUCUGGGCGAGGGCCCAGAGAAAACACGCUCACAGCUGCUCAUCAUGGACCGGGCAGCAGACCCCGUGUCGCCACUGUUGCACGAACUCACAUUCCAAGCCAUGGCCUAUGAUCUUCUGGACAUCGAACAGGACACAUACAGGUAUGAGACCACAGGCCUGAGUGAGUCCCGGGAGAAGGCUGUCCUCCUGGAUGAAGACGAUGAGCUGUGGGUGGAACUUCGACACAUGCACAUAGCAGAUGUUUCCAAGAAGGUCACAGAGCUCCUGAAGACGUUCUGUGAGAGCAAGCGGCUGACCACAGACAAGGCCAACAUCAAAGACCUGUCCCACAUCCUGAAAAAGAUGCCACAGUAUCAGAAGGAGCUGAACAAGUACUCUACGCACCUGCAUUUAGCAGAUGACUGCAUGAAGCAUUUCAAGGGCACGGUGGAGAAGCUGUGCAGUGUGGAACAGGACCUGGCCAUGGGCUCUGAUGCAGAGGGUGAGAGGAUCAAGGACGCCAUGAAACUGAUUGUCCCGGUGCUGCUGGACGCCUCGGUGCCGCCCUACGACAAGAUCCGGGUUCUGCUGCUCUAUAUCCUCCUGCGGAACGGUGUGAGCGAGGAGAACCUGGCCAAGCUGAUCCAGCAUGCCAACGUGCAGUCCUACAGCAGCCUCAUCCGGAACCUGGAGCAGCUGGGGGGCACUGUCACCAACCCGGCGGGCUCAGGGACUUCUAGCCGGCUGGAGCGCAGAGAGCGCAUGGAACCCACCUACCAGCUGUCUCGCUGGUCCCCAGUCAUCAAGGACGUGAUGGAGGAUGUGGUGGAGGACCGGCUAGACAGAAAACUGUGGCCCUUUGUGUCUGACCCCGCCCCUGUGGCCAGCUCCCAGGCGGCUGUCAGUGCUCGCUUCGGCCACUGGCACAAAAACAAAGCUGGUGUAGAGGCUCGGGCGGGGCCCAGGCUCAUCGUGUACAUUGUGGGUGGUGUCGCCAUGUCUGAAAUGAGGGCUGCCUAUGAGGUGACCAGGGCCACUGAAGGCAAGUGGGAGGUGCUCAUAGGUUCUUCUCAUAUCCUCACUCCAACCCGCUUCCUCGAUGACCUCAAGACCCUGGACCAGAAGCUGGAAGACAUGGCCCUGCCCUGACGCAGCAGCUUGCCUCUGCCCUCUCCUCCUGUUGCAGAGAAAUAAACUCCUCCCUUCUGCCCCUCCA